Molecule: messenger RNA, 2335 nt
Organism: Coregonus clupeaformis (lake whitefish)
Lineage: Eukaryota; Metazoa; Chordata; Actinopteri; Salmoniformes; Salmonidae
Product: actin-related protein 10
Exons: 12
Coding region: 101-1354 (417 amino acids)
Biological process (GO): retrograde axonal transport of mitochondrion
Source: RefSeq, a predicted model, not a curated record
AGACGUCAUUCCUCAAACUGAAAGAAAGGACCCAGGAAUUAAUGUAUUUGCGCUUGCAUGUUGUAUAUUGGAAACGAUUAAGUAAAUAUAAAAGGUAAAAAUGCCCUUGUUUGAAGGGUUGGGGAGUGGAGGGGAGAAAACUGCAGUCGUCAUUGAUUUAGGAGCAGCCUACACAAAAUGUGGCUUUGCUGGAGAAACGGGGCCCAGGUUCAUCAUUCCUAGUGAGAUCCAGAAGCCUGGACAACAGCAGUCUAUCAAAGUGGUUCAGUACAACAUCAACACAGAGGAACUCUACUCCAACCUCAAGGAGUUCAUCCACACGCUCUACUUCAGGCAUCUGCUGGUGAACCCCCGUGACAGGAGAGUGGUGAUCAUCGAGUCCAUCCUCUGUCCCUCCCACUUCAGAGAAACCCUCACCAAGGUCUUCUUCAAACAGUUUGAGGUGCCCUCAGUGCUGUUUGCCCCCAGUCAUCUCAUGUCCAUCAUGUCUCUGGGCAUCAACUCAGGCCUGGUGAUGGACUGUGGCUACACUGAGACAUUGGUGCUGCCAGUGUAUGAGUGCAUCCCCAUCCUGUCAGCCUGGGAAGCCCUGCCUUUGGGUGGAAAGGCCAUUCAUAAGGAGUUGGAUGGGCUCCUGGUGGAACAGUGUACAGUAGACUCAGACUCCAGUACUGGACAGAGUCUAUCUACUGUCGUUGGCUCCAUCCCAGAGGAAGUUGUGGAGGAUAUCAAGGUCAGGACCUGUUUCGUCAGUGACCUACAGAGAGGCCUGAAGAUCCAGGAGGCCAAGUUUAACCUAGAGGGCACGGCUGAGCGACCAACACCACCCCCUGAUGUUGAUUACCCAUUGGAUGGGGAGAAGAUUCUGCAUAUCAAGGGACCAAUCAGGGACUCAGUGAUGGAGAUGCUGUUUGAGCAGGACAAUGAGGAGAAGAGUGUGGCCACUCUAGUGCUUGACACUCUGGUCAAGUGUCCCAUCGACACUCGUAAGGUUCUAUCUGAAAACCUGGUCAUCAUCGGGGGCACAGCCAUGCUGCCUGGCUUCCUGCACCGGCUCCUGGCUGAGAUACGCCUCCUGGUGGACAAACCCAAGUACCGCGACACCCUGGCCACCAAGAGCUUCAGGCUGCACAGUCCUCCAGCCAAACCCAACUGCACCGCAUGGCUCGGAGGAGCGAUCUUUGGAGCACUGCAAGACAUCCUGGGUAGUCGCUCUGUGUCACGCGACUACUACAACCAGACAGGCCGUAUCCCCGACUGGUGCUCUCUCAGCUCCCCGCCGCCAGAAUCAGUCUAUGAUGCAGGGAAGACCCCCCCGCCACUCAUGAAGAGAGCCUUCUCCACAGAGAAAUAAACCACCAGACCAGACACUAUUGUCUACUCCUGGUCUGCGUCUGCAGUGCCACACUAUACCAAAAAUAGUGCACCUACUUUGGGCCCUGUUCCAAAGUAGUGCACUGUAUAGGGAAAAUGGUGGCAUUUUAGACAUAGUCCACCCUAGGCACAACAAACACACCCCAGACAUAACAACUUGAACCUACCAGACGUUAUGGGUGUGUCUCAGUAGUCUAUUGUGGCUUCCUCUCCUCAUGCCCUUCCCCUCAUCUGUAAGGCGAGGGAGCCACUUUAGACUAUAGAGAUGCACCCAGCAUCUCAACCCCCAGAUGGCUGUGGAUUGUGGGGGUUGUAGUUUUAGUUCUAUCAGUCUUUAUGUGUCUGUUCUUGUUCUGAAAGACUCCUCCUGCCACACUGCCAUCCAGACUGCUCACUCUAUUGCUAAACUUGAUAUUUGAUCUAAGGAGGGCACUGGUACAGUAGUCAGCAUUUGAAUUGAGAGUACUGUGCUGGGGUCAGGGGUCAGGGAGAGCAAGUUCUGGGUCUAGAGCUUUGUACACAAGGCAGUCUUGAACAGAGUUGUGGCCAUGAGGCAGAAGUGUGGAUUUGACUCGGUUUUCCAGUUGAACUGUUUUCCAGCUGAACUGAGGCUUUUCAUGUUAAAACAUACUCUUGAGCUGUAUAUAGAAAAUGUCAGUAAGAAAAUGUACUGCAGUUCAACCAGAUACAUUGUAGUUCAACUAAAUAAAUUGUAGUUAAAAAGAUUUGUUUAAUUGCAGGUCAGUUUUGAAGUUUGGCUCUGUCAAGUUUCUCUUUAUGUAGUCCUUAUGAAUGCUACCCCUAGGCAUUCAUUUUCAGCUAAUAUGAAGUGUUUUAUUUGCCAUUUAUUUAUUUUUCUUUGCCAUGUAAAACUAAGUAAUAUCAGUUUCAAUCUCCCAAGAGCUUUUAUCCUGUAAUGCAUAAACUCAAACAGCGCUAAAUAAACAUUCCCGCUGUUGCA